Messenger RNA from Physeter macrocephalus (sperm whale), 8674 nucleotides. It is a transcript of the gene A2ML1, whose product is annotated as alpha-2-macroglobulin like 1. Lineage: Eukaryota; Metazoa; Chordata; Mammalia; Artiodactyla; Physeteridae. The record is from RefSeq and is a predicted model, not a curated record. Bases 34 to 4389 code for a protein of 1451 amino acids. Gene Ontology annotation, cellular component: extracellular region. The transcript has 36 exons. Gene Ontology annotation, molecular function: endopeptidase inhibitor activity.
CCUGGUCCUGAGGAACCUGUCCCACCCACAAAGAUGUGGGCUCAACUCCUUUUAGGAAUAUUGGCCUUAUUGCCAGCCAUGGCAGAAAAACACCUCCUAAACUACCUGGUGACAUUACCAGCUCAGCUUAAGUUCCCUUCUACUCAGAAAGUUUGUUUGGAUCUGAACACUGGGUACAAUGAUGUAAAAUUUACUAUUAGUCUGGAGACCAAGGGCAAGACCCACACAUUGCUAGAACAUUCUGGAUUGAAGACGAGGCACUUACAUUGCAAGUCCUUUUUGGUACCACUUCCUUCUGGUGGCACAGAAGAAGUAGCCACGGUCUGGGUGAGAGGAACUGGAAAUAAAAUCAACUUUGAGGAGAAGAAAAAGGUCCUAAUUCAGAGGCAGCAGAAUGGCAUCUUUAUACAAACUGACAAACCUGUCUAUAACCCAGGGCAGCAAGUGCAUUUUCGCAUCGUCACCCUCACCAGCAACUUUGUUCCAGUGAAUGACCAGUACUCCAUUGUGGCACUGCAAGAUCCAAACAACAAUAGGAUUGCACAGUGGCUGAACGUGGUGCCCAAGGAAGGCAUUGUAGAGCUGUCCUUCCAACUGGCACCAGAGGCGACGCUGGGCACCUACAGUGUGGACGUGGCAGAGGGCAAGACCUUUGGCACCUUCAGUGUGGAAGAAUAUGUGCUGCCUAAGUUUAAGUUGGAAGUGGUGGAACCCAAACAGUUAUCAAUGCUAGAAGACUCUUUCUUAGUGAAAAUUUGCUGUAGGUACACCUAUGGAAAGCCCGUGCUAGGGACAGUGCAGGUAUCAGUGUGUCAAGAGGCUUACUGGUUUCCAGGGCCAGAAGGGGAACACCCACCUGACAGAUGCAAGAAUAUCUCUGGAAAGACUGACAAAGCAGGAUGCAUCUCAGCUUCUGUGGCCAUGUCUACCUUCAGCCUCAGUGAGCAUAAUUACGGACAAGACAUCAGUAUCGUGGCUACUAUGGUGGAGGAAGGGACAGGAGUGGAGGCCAAUACCACUCGGUAUAUCUACAUUUCUCCAUACGUGGCAUCAAUGACCUUUGAAGACACCAAUCAUUAUUAUUACCCUAAUUUCCCCUUCAGUGGAAAGAUAAGAGUUAGGGGCCAUGAUGACUCCCCCCUCAAGCAUCAUUCAGUGUUUCUGGUGAUUCAUGGCACAAAUGGAACCAUCACGCAGACCCUAACUACUGACAACGAAGGUCUUGCUCCCUUCAAGCUGGACACGGUUAAUUGGGACAGGAAAUUCAUUUCUCUGGAGGGCAGGUUCCAAUCGGAAGAAAUGGCAUAUGAUCCAGAAGAACUGCCUUAUUACCACAAUGCCUACCUGGACCUGCAGCCCUUCUACAACACAACUCACAGCUUCCUUGGCCUCCAGCGGCCAAAUGGCAUCUUGGAAUGUGGCCGGCCCCAGGAAGUGCUGGUGGAUUAUUACAUCGAUCCAGCUGAUGUGGAACCUGACCAGGAAGUCAUCUUCUCCUACUAUUUAACAGGGAAAGGGAAUUUGGAGCUGGAGGGGCAGAAACACCUGAAGUCUAACAGGAAAGGACUGAAAGGCUCCUUCUCUCUCUCAUUGACCUUCAACUCCAGACUAGUCCCUGAUCCUUCCCUGGUGAUGUAUGCCAUUUUUCCCGGUGGAGGUGUUAUAGCAGACAAAAUUCAGUUCUCAGUGGAGAUGUGCUUUGACAAUCAGGUUUCCCUUGGCUUCUCACCUUCCCAGCAGCUUCCAGGAGCAGAUGUGGACCUGCAGCUGCAGGCAGCUCCCCAGUCCCUGUGUGCGAUCCGGGCUGUGGAUGAGAGUGUCUUGCUGCUUAGACCAGAGAGCGAGCUGAGCAACAUCUCCGUCUAUAGUAUGUUCCCAUUCUGGUACGGUUACGACUAUAAGGUGGAUGAAUAUGAUGAGUGCCCGGUGUAUGGCCGACGGGAGUUUUCCCGGCCCCUCAUUGGUGCAGUGCCCGAGGAGCGUUGGGGCAGGCGUUUUAACGUAUGGAGGCCUUGGUCCUCUGAAAACAUAGAUCUUUUCCAUUUUUUCAAGGACAUGGGCCUGAAAAUACUGUCCAAUGCCAAAAUCAAGAAGCCAAUAGAUUGCAGUUACGAAACUUCAGAACACAGCAUGGCAAUGGAAGAAACCUAUCCAUCUCGUCCACUGACUUUAAGGACAUUUCCACCAAUUCAGCCAGAGGAUUCUCAGGUUCGCCAGUACUUCCCGGAGACUUGGCUCUGGGAUCUGUUUCCUGUUGGUAACUCAGGGAAGGAGUCUGUCCACGUCACAGUUCCUGAUUCCAUCACCACAUGGAAGGCCAUGACUUUUUGCACUUCCCAGUCCAGAGGCUUUGGUCUUUCACCCACUGUUGGACUGACUGCCUUCAAGCCAUUCUUUGUUGAUCUGACUCUCCCUUACUCGGUAGUUCGUGGAGAAUCCUUUCGUCUUACUGCCACCAUCUUCAAUUAUCUGAAGGAGUGCAUCAGGGUUCAGACUAACCUGGCUAAAUCAGAGGAGUACCAGGUGGAACCAGGGACAGACUCUCAGGCCUCCAGCUGUCUCUGUGCUGAUGAAUCAAAAUCCUAUAACUGGAAUAUCACAGCUGUCAAACUGGGUCAUGUAAACUUCACUAUCAGCACUAAGAUUCUGGACAGCAAUGAACUCUGUGGGGACCAGAAGGGGUUUGUUCCAGAAAAGGGCCAGAGUGACACACUCAUCAAACCAGUUCUGGUCAAGCCGGAAGGAGUCCUUGUGGAGAAGACACACAACUCACUGUUGUGCCCCAAAGGAAAAGUGGCUUCAGAAUCCAUCUCCCUGGAGGUCCCUGUGGAUGUUGUUCCUGAUUCAGCCAAGGCUUAUGUUACUGUUCUGGGGGACAUCAUGGGCGCAUCCCUGAAGAACCUAGACAAUCUGGUGCAGAUGCCAAGUGGCUGUGGGGAGCAGAACAUGGUCUUGUUCGCUCCCAUCAUUUACGUCUUGCAGUACCUGGAGAAGACAGGGAUGCUGACUGAGGAAAUCACGUCUCGAGCACUGGAUUUCCUGAAGCUAGGGUACCAGAGGGAGCUGAUGUACAAACACAGCAACGGCUCCUACAGUGCCUUUGGGGAGCAGGAUGAAAAUGGAAACACAUGGCUGACAGCCUUUGUCACCAAAUGCUUUGGCCAGGCUCAGAAAUUCAUCUUCAUUGAUGACAAGAACAUUCAGGAUGCUCUCAGGUGGAUGGCGGGAAACCAGCUCUCCAGUGGCUGCUAUGCCAACGUGGGAGAGCUCUUUCAUACAACUAUGAAGGGUGGAGUUGAUGACAAGGUCUCCUUGACUGCCUACAUCACGGCUGCGUUGCUGGAGAUGGGAAUGACCGCAGAUGACCUGAUGGUGAGUCAGGGUCUGCAGUGUCUCAAGCAUUCCAUCUCCUCCACCACCAACGCCUACACACAGGCCCUACUAGCUUAUACUUUCACUCUGGCUGGGGAAAUGGACAUCAGAAACAUUCUUCUUAAAAAGCUAGAUCAACAGGCUAUCAUCUCAGGAAUUUCCAUUCACUGGAGCCACAAACCUACUCUGUCAUUGGAUGACAGCCUUUGGUCUGAGCCUGAGGCUGUAGAUGUGGAACUUACAGCAUAUGUAUUGUUGACCUGGCUUAGCAAAGCCGACUUGACUCAUAAUGAGAUAACCAAGGCCACUGGCAUAGUGGCUUGGUUGGCCAAGCAGCAAAAUGCAUAUGGAGGGUUCUCUUCCACUCAGGAUACUGUAGUUGCUCUCCAAGCUCUUGCCAAGUAUGCCACUAUUGUCUACGUGCCGUCUGAGGAAGUCAACCUGGCUGUAAAAUCCGCUCAGAAUUUCCAGCACAUUUUCAACGUUCAAGCUGCCAACCGGUUGGUGUUUCAGCAGGAGACUCUGCCCGAUAUCCCCGGGGUGUACACCUUGGAGGCCUCAGGCCAGGGCUGUGUCCAUGUGCAGACGGUGCUGAGAUAUAAUAUUCUCCUUCCUAAAAGUGUGGAAGCCUUUAGUCUUAGUGUGGAAAUAGGGAAAACUCAGUGUGAGCAAUGUACUUCACCUGGAUCCUUCCUUCUGACCAUCCAUACCAGUUAUGUGGGGAGUCGCAGCUCUUCCAAUAUGGUUAUUGUGGAAAUAAAGAUGCUUUCUGGGUUCAGUCCAGUGGAAGGCACCAAUCAGUUACUUCUCCAGCAACCACACGUGAAGAAGGUUGAAUCUGGAAUUGACACACUCAACAUCUACUUGGAAGAGCUUAGUAAGGAGACUCAGACCUAUACCUUCAUCAUCAGACAAAGCCUGAUGGUCACCAACCUCAAACCAGCAACCAUCAAAGUCUAUGACUACUACCUACCAGAUGAACAGGCAACAAUUCAAUAUUCUGAUCCCUUUGAAUGAGGGUAGAAGAUGGAAAGAGACUAAAUGAAUUCUCCACGACAUUACUGGACAGCAUUCUUCUAUCUCUUAAAGCAGAACCCGUUCAAUCAAACAAUUUGGUUUCUCUUUUUUUUUUUUUUUUUUUUUUUUUUUUUUUGCGGUACGCGGGCCUCUCGCUGUUGUGGCCUCUCCCGUUGCGGAGCACAGGCUCCGAACGCGCAGGCUCAGCGGCCAUGGCUCACGGGCACAGCCACUCUGCGGCACGUGGGAUCUUCCCGGACCGGGGCACAGAACCCGUGUCCCCUGCAUCGGCAGGCGGAUUCUCAACCACUGCGCCACCAGGGAAGCCCUGGUUUCUCUUGUUAAAAAACAAAAUGCAGGAUUUCCCUGGCAGUCCAGUGGUUAAGACUCCGCGCUUCCACUGCGGAUCCACUAAGAUCCCACAUGCUACGUGGUACGGCCAAAAAAUUAAAAAAAAAAAAAAGCAACCAAAUAAAAUUGAAGAUCGAAUGGGCUCUAUUAGGUGAUUUAUGAAUUGAGCAGCAUUUCAUCUAGCAACCAGAAGGGUGCUCCAAGGGGUUGUACAAAAUUGAAGGAUUUUAUAUAAAGAAGGAUAGGGCAAAGGAGCUAUUAGCAAAAGAAAAGAAAGAAUUUUUUUUAGGCCACGACAUCUUUUUGGGGGGACUGAGGGGGAGGGAAUGGCAAGGGUUUUACGGCAUAGAUUGCCUCUUCUUCCUCUGGGGGAUGGAGAAGGCCCACGUGGCAGAUGACCUUGUUGGUGCUGACUGGAAAACUCCAGACUAGUUGAUUAAGAUUACAUUUCUGGGGAAGGUGGAAAUGGCAGUUAGGUCAGGUAUUAAAUCUAGGUCUGGUAUCAGGGGCUUUAGCACAAGUGACACAAUUUUGGGCCUGUGGUUUUUCUCUUUAACACUCUGAUUGACUAGUGAGUGAGUAACAGAUGGGUAGGCCUGAACCUCAGCUACUUUCUACGACUUCACAGAUGCACAGGUGCCGGAAUAAAGGGCUGGGGAGGAUGGGCUAGGAAUCAUCACACAAAGGAGGAAUUACAUGGGAAAGCUCCUUGGGGUAGGGUCAUUGGUUUAACCAUUCUGUUGAGCCAUUUAGGAGACUCUCCAGAGAGGAGAUGGUGGUAGAGGGUGUUCCAGGGAAGAUAAAAAUGUCUUCCUGGAGGUUAAAUCUAAGGGAAGAUGUAAUUUAGGUCUUUGGGAAUAGACUAAAAAGAUUUUUUUUCUUUUCCUUGAAAAGAAAAUCUGUGUGCUCAACUCUGUGCAUAUUUCUGUGGUUACCAAAGGUUCUGUUUAAAGAUAUUGUUAUUCUUUAACAAAAACUCACGAUUUGGCUUCUUCCUUAAACCUUUUGACCCAGACUUCGCAAAGAAUCGAGUCAAGUAUUCAGAGAGAGGUCCAAAGAGAAUCCUAACUCAGGGACUGUGUUCAGCCAGUCUGUCACUGCGGGGCAAGCAGUGAUUGAUAACAAGAAAAGUGGCAGCCACAAUUCCCUAUCAUCUCUGCUUUUCUCCGGCCUGAUCCCCCCAGCCUUUUCCCACUUGGGAUACCUAUCAUGGUGUAAACUCUGCCUUGGGGCAAUGUUUUUGUUUUGGAAACAAGUUUGGAGGCAAUGGGAUGGGGGUUGGGGAGCAAAUAGUGAUAUUUAAACAGAGACGAUUCUCUAGGUAAUUACACCCUUUUACCUUGGAUGUCCACGCACUGAUCUUGCUCCUCUUAGAUCAGAAACUCUGACCAAAAGAGUCAGGGAAAAGUAAGUCCAUGAUGUAGAUAUUUCCCUAAACCCAAGGCCACGCUUGCAUAAACUAUUUGUUCCUUACCUCCUCCACCCUAGACUUUGCCUUCUCCUCUUAGGAGUUCCCAAAGUGAGAGAAGAUGAGGAACAUACCCAGAGGAGGUCAUCCCUAAGCCUGCCUUACCCUUCCAUAUGAUGGGAAGAGAACAGAGAACUCUAGAGAAAAGAGAGCAGUCAUGAAUGCUCCUCCCACACAGUGAAAGCCCCACCCCCCUGUACUUUUGGGUCUGUAGCUCCUGCCAAAACUUCCCAUUUUUUUGCAAUGGAAGGAGGUGGUGGUCCUCAAGAUUUAAGAAGUUAUAUCUGGCCAAAAAAUCAUAUCAAAUGAUUACAAAAACUAUUCUUGUGUCUUUGGGGUUGAAAGAAUAUCUUAUGAUUUAAUAUUAUCAACUACACUGAAAAAAGGAAUGUUCAUGAGAAAAUUUACAUUCUUCAACUUACUGAAAUAUAAAAAAGUUUGUGCAUAUUUGAGAAGCAAGGUGAUUUUAAGGUUUAAGUAGUGUUUAGCAUUAAAGUGACACUUAGUGUUCUAGUAUUUAUAGUUAAGUAUUCAAUACAGGCAUUUAUUAUAUGCCAGGUACUUUGCCAGGCCUGGGAAUACAGAGGUAAAUUAAGUAAGGUUUCUGGGACUUCCCUGGUGGCACAGUGGUUAAGAAUCUGCCUGCCAAUGCAGGGGACAUGGGUUCGAGCCCUGGUCGGGAAGAUCCCACGUGCCGCGGAGCAGCUAAACCCGUGUGCCACAACUACUGAAGCCCGCGCGCCUAGAGCCCGUGCUCCGCAACAAGAGAAGCCACCGCAAUGAGAAGCCCGCGCACCACAACGAAGACUAGCCCCUGCUCGCCGCAGGUAGAGAAAGCCCGCGCGCAGCAAAGAAGACCCAACGCAGCCAAAAAUAAAUAAAUAAAUUUUAAAAACCAAAAAACAAUAGUUAAUCGAGGGGCUUCCUUCGUGGCGCAGUGGUUAAGAAUCCGCCUGCCAGUGCAGGGGACACGGGUUUGAGCCCUGGUCCGGGAAGGUCCCACAUGUUACGGAGCAACUAAGCCCGUGCGCCACAGCUACUGAGCCUGAGCUCUAGAGCCUGUGAGCCACAACUACGGAAGCCCACGUGCCUAGAGACUGUGCUGCACAACAAGAGAAGACACCGCAAUGAGAAAUGAGAAGCCCACACACCGCAAGGAAGAGUAGCCCCGGCUCCCCGCAACUAGAGAAAGCCCGCGUGCAGCAACGAAGACCCAACACAGCCAAAAAUAAAUAUAAAUUUUAAAAAUUAAAAAAAAAAGUUAAUUGAGACGGCUUUCCCUUCUCCCUUAAGUCCCAUUCUUCAUCAUGGAUUUAGUGGGAAACAGGAUUGAGGAAGGGAAGCAGUAUCAGGAAAGAGCCCUACCUAAUAAACAAAAUAUACAAGAGGUGAAUUUAGAGUACAUAGAACUUUUCAUCCCUCUUCUUGAAGCCCUGACUCAAAUUUGUAUCACAUCAUCCAGACUGUUGGAAAAAAACCCUGUUCCUGCUCCCGCAUCUCGAAACAUUCCUCCACCACUAAGUGUAUUAUUACAUAUUGUAUAUUCUCUAUACACAUGGCUGUCCCUGUUCAUUCAACUAACACUUCUGAGUGUCUAAUUGUUUCAGGUGAUGUGCUUCCAGAAAUAUCUAUUUAAAAUCCUAAUCUGACUAUGUCUUUCCCUCACUUAAAAUCCUUUAGGGACUCCUAGGGAUAAAGUUCUACUUAAUUUUUGUGGCACAGGAGACUUUCCCUUUCUGCCCCUCUAGCUCCAAUUUUGGCCUUCCAACUUAAUACUUCCUUCUUCAGGAAUACCAGACAACUUUUAGUUCCCUAACUAUGCUCUCUCAUAAUUUUGAUAUGUGCUUUCUAUCAUGCUGUUGGAAAGCCUUUCUAUCUCUUCUGCCUGGAGAACUUCCACUAGUCCUGCAGGUUGUGGCCUUCAAGUUGUGUUUUCUAUUCUAAUCAGUAUAUCGCCCCCAAGGAAUCUCUGUUCCUAUAGCGCUUGUACCUUCCACAUCUUCUUUAUUCAUUCAUCUAUCGAUGGACACUUAGGUUGCUUCCAUAUCUUGGUUAUUUUAAAUAAUGCUGCAAUGAACAUAGGGGUGCGUAUAUCUUUUCUAGUUAACCAUUAUUCUACUUUCUGUCUCCAUAGAUUUUCUUAUUCUGAACUUUCAUAUGAAUGUAAUCACAUAAUAUGUGGACUUUUGUGACUGGCUUUUUUCACUUGGCAUAAUGUUUUCAAGGUUCAUCCAACUCAUAACAUCUGUACUGUACCAGGCAUCAAGAAGUGGAAAUAGUAUUUACAAGCGCAGUGGAAUUGGAUGGCUUUUGAUGAGGAGCAAAGAUGUUUUGGAGAGAGAUAAUUACAUGUUAAGAGUGAUUAAUAAGCAAUUAAAUGCCAAGUAUGAAGUCAGAAGGCCUCUUGGCAAGAUAUAAAAAUUUUCAGCCCAAGGGCAGGAAAAUCUGAAUAUUGGCUUUGUCAUA